Molecule: messenger RNA, 1596 nt
Organism: Oryza brachyantha (malo sina)
Lineage: Eukaryota; Viridiplantae; Streptophyta; Magnoliopsida; Poales; Poaceae
Product: cation transporter HKT8-like
Exons: 3
Coding region: 1-1596 (531 amino acids)
Biological process (GO): transmembrane transport; monoatomic cation transport
Cellular component (GO): plasma membrane
Molecular function (GO): monoatomic cation transmembrane transporter activity
Source: RefSeq, a predicted model, not a curated record
AUGUGUCCUCUGGGUGUUUCUGCACCUAGACAAAGCAAGUUUCAAAGCAUCUACCAUCUUUUCCUUUUUCAUGCACACCCAUUUUGGCUCCAAGUGUUGUACUUCCUCUUCAUCUCCCUCUUCGGUUUCCUGAUGCUGAAAGCUCUGCCCAUGAAGACCGGCAUGGUCCCAAGGCCCCUGGACUUGGACCUCAUCUUCACGUCGGUGUCGGCGACGACGGUGUCGAGCAUGGUCGCCGUCGAGAUGGAGUCCUUCUCCAACUCGCAGCUCCUGCUCUUGACCCUCCUCAUGCUUCUUGGUGGUGAGGUUUUCACCAGCAUCCUUGGCCUAUACUUCACCUACACCAAGUCCGAGAAGAUGGCAGCAACGGCUGAGUAUAGCGAUAAACCGCCACCAAUUUCUACCCCGGUAGAGCUCGCUGCCAUGGACGUCGUCGUCAUCAACCCAGCCACCGCGCAGAACCAGAUGGAGCUAGGAUUAGAUCAGAAGAAACGCAGUUGCACUCACACGUCGUCGUCGUCGCCGUCGUCUAUGACUAGGUUAUUAAUGUUCGUGGUGAUGGGUUACCACGUGGUGGUGCACCUCGCCGGCUACACGCUCAUCGUCGUCUACCUCAGCGUCGUCUCCGGUGCGAGGGCCGUGCUCGCCGGGAAGAGGAUCAGCCCGCACACCUUCUCCAUCUUCACCGUCGUCUCGACGUUUGCGAACUGCGGCUUCGUGCCGACGAACGAAGGGAUGAUCUCGUUCAGGUCGUUCCCCGGCCUCCUCCUCCUCGUCAUGCCGCACGUCCUCCUCGGGAACACGCUCUUCCCCGUCUUCCUCAGGCUGGCCAUCGCUGCGCUCGAGAGGGUCACCAGGAGGCCGGAGCUCGGUGAGCUGCGGCGGCGGAGGGGCGGCGGCGGCGGCUGCUGCGACGUCGACUACGACCACCUGCUGCCGGGCUCGCGCACGUGUUUCCUGGCCCUCACCGUGGCCGUGUUCUUGCUGGUGCAGCUGGUCCUCUUCUGCGCCAUGGAGUGGGGCAACGAGGGGCUGCAGGGGCUCACCGCCGGCCAGAAGCUCGUCGGCGCGCUCUUCAUGUCGGUCAACUCCAGGCACUCCGGCGAGAUGGUGGUCGACCUCUCCACUGUGUCGUCGGCCGUCGUCGUUCUCUUCGUGGUGAUGAUGUACCUGCCACCUUACACUACCUUCCUACCAGUCCAAGAAAAACACCAGCAAACGGGAGACCAGUCCGGCCAGGAGCGCAGAAGCAGCAGCAGCAUAUGGCAGAAGUUGCUCAUGUCGCCGCUCUCAUGCCUAGCCAUCUUCACCGUCGUCAUCUGCAUCACGGAGCGGCGGCAGCUCGCCGACGACCCCAUCAACUACAGCGUCCUCAACAUCGUCGUCGAGGUUAUCAGUGCGUAUGGCAAUGUGGGAUUCAGCACGGGGUACAGCUGCGCGAGGCAGGUGAGGCCCGACGGCAGCUGCAGAGACCUGUGGGUUGGGUUCUCGGGGAAGUGGAGCUGGGAAGGGAAGCUCACUCUCAUGGCCGUCAUGCUCUACGGAAGGCUCAAGAAGUUCACCAUGCAUGGUGGUCAGGCAUGGAAGAUCGACUAA